CUUUGCAUGCGGCGCCGGGUGCGGGAUUUUAAACAGCCAUGGCCCAGCGGGUCUGGCGCCAGCGGACCCUGAAGCGGUGCCUGGACGAGGCUGGGAAAAACACCGGCCGGCCCGAGCGCUUCCUCACGAUUCAAGAUGAAUUGGCAUCAAACUUCACUUCUUUAACAAAAGUACUUUAUGACUUCAAUAAAAUACUGGAGAAUGGCAGAAUCCAGGGAAGUCCUUUACAGAAACUGGUGAUAGACAAUUUUGAUGAUGAGCAGAUUUGGCAACAACUGGAAUUGCAAAACGGGCCAGUUUUACGGUACUUUGAGGAUGCAGUUAGUGAAACCAUUGAAGAUGAAGACAUCAGUCUUCUCCCAGAGAAUGAAGAGCAGGAUGGGGAAGAGGAUGGGGAAGAGAUGGAGGCUGACGGCCAGGAGGACCUAGAACAAGGUGUGGAUGAGGAGGAAGUCUCAGACACGAGUGGUGAUGAUCCCAAGAGGGAUGAGACAACGAAACAGUCAGGCAAAUGUGAUCUGAGGACAAGCCCAGCUUUCAGUGAUGAGGAUUCUGAUCUUGACUUUGAUAUCAGCAAAUUGGAACAGCAGAGCAAGGUGCAGAGCAAGGUGCAAAGCAAAGUGCCCAAGAAACCAAGAGAAAAGUCCAUAGUGGAUGAUAAAUUCUUCAAACUGUCUGACAUGGAGACCUUUUUAGAAAACAUGGAAAAAGAAGAGGAACAGAAAGAUGAUGCAGAGGAGGAAGAGAUUGAUUUAUUUGAAGAUAUUGAUUCUGAUGAAGAUGAGGGAGGACUGUUUGGAAGCCAAAAACUUAAGUCAGGUAAAAAAAGUUCCCGAAACCUGAAAUACAAAGAUUUCUUUGAUCCGAUUGAAAGUGAUGAAGACAUAGCAAGGGGUCCUGAUGAAGAACUGGGUUCAGAUGAAGGAGAGGAAGGAGUUGCUGAAGAAGGAGGAGAGGAAAGCAUCUCUGAAACGGAUGAAGAUGAUGACCUUGAAGAAACUGAAGACAAUAAGCAACAUAAAGAAACCUCGAAAAGAGUGACCUUUGCUUUGCCAGAUGAUGAGGAAACUGAAGAUACAAAUAUCUUUAAUGUACAGAAAGAGUCUGAUGCUGAAGUUAAAUCCUCUUUUGAAAAAAGACAAGAAAAGAUGAAUGAAAAAAUUGCGUCUUUAGAAAAAGAGUUGCUGGAAAAGAAACCUUGGCAGCUUCAAGGGGAAGUGACAGCGCAGAAGCGGCCGGAGAACAGCCUUCUGGAGGAGACCCUGCACUUCGACCACGCAGUCCGCAUGGCACCUGUGAUUACAGAGGAAACCACCCUUCAACUGGAAGAGAUCAUUAAGCAGAGGAUAAGAGAUCAGGCCUGGGAUGAUGUAGUCCGGAAAGAGAAACCCAAAGAGGAUGUGUAUGAAUACAAGAAGCGGUUAACGUUGGACCAUGAGAAGAGCAAGCUGAGCCUUGCUGAAAUUUAUGAGCAGGAAUACAUCAAACUCAACCAGCAAAAAACGGUGGAAGAAGAAAAUCCAGAGCAUGUGGAAAUCCAGAAGAUGAUGGAUUCUCUCUUCCUGAAGCUGGACGCCCUCUCAAACUUCCACUUCAUCCCUAAACCACCUGUUCCAGAGAUUAAAGUUGUGUCCAAUCUGCCAGCUAUAACCAUGGAGGAAGUCGCCCCAGUGAGCACGAGUGACGCGGCUCUCCUGGCCCCGGAGGAAGUCAAGGAAAAAAAUAAAGCUGGAGAUAUAAAAACCGCUGCUGAGAAAACAGCUACAGACAAGAAACGAGAAAGGAGGAAAAAGAAAUACAGGAAGCAUAUGAAAAUAAAGGAGAAGGAAAAGCGGAGGAAACUCCUUGAGAAGAACAACCCGGACCAAGCAGGGAAAUACAGCAGAGCCGUGGCUUCCGAGAAGUUAAAGCAGCUGACCAAGACGGGCAGAGCCUCGCUGCUCAAGGAUGAAGGUAAAGAUAAAGCCUUGAAGUCAUCUCAGGCAUUCUUUUCAAAAUUGCAAGAUCAAGUCAAAAUGCAAAUCAGUGACGCAAAGAAGACAGAAAAGAAAAAGAAGAAAAGACAGGACAUUUCUGUUAAUAAAUUAAAGCUGUAAUAUAUUUUAACUAGUGUAAAUAUGAAUGCAUACGUUUAUAUUUGGUCAUUGUUCUGUUUUAUAAAUAAAGUUUUUGAAAACUUU
Messenger RNA from Molossus molossus (Pallas's mastiff bat), 2180 nucleotides. RefSeq names its product M-phase phosphoprotein 10 (gene MPHOSPH10). Gene Ontology annotation, biological process: rRNA processing. The record is from RefSeq and is a predicted model, not a curated record. The transcript is spliced from 11 exons. NCBI's taxonomy places the organism in Eukaryota, Metazoa, Chordata, Mammalia, Chiroptera, Molossidae. Bases 39 to 2096 code for a protein of 685 amino acids. Gene Ontology annotation, cellular component: sno(s)RNA-containing ribonucleoprotein complex; small-subunit processome; Mpp10 complex.